AGUUUUAGGGGAAAAAGAAACCCAAAACAGAGUAAACAGUUGCUUCUGCAAUAUCAGAUCACCAACUCAGCAAAACCGACAGAAGGGGGGGGGGGGGUCCCCACCAGUAUAGGAACCAAGAGAUAGAGAAAAAGGCAUUUAGGGAAAGGGAGAUCAGCCAUUCAAUUCAGGGCUUUAGCUCCCCAAGACAGAAGCACUUGCCCUGGUGGAGAAGGAAUUGAAGGCACUGAAAAAAGAAUGAAGAGCCCUUGAACUAGGCGACUGGAGGGGAUCAAGAGAUGGUUGGACUUGGGAGAGGAAAAUAGACUAAGUAUAAAUGGAGGGAUGGAGGGAGAGCCUGCAAGGAUGUUUAAUGGAGGAAACUCUGAAACACUGUAGGAAAGCACUGUCAUAGGGUCGAGAGUGGCUGAGCGGUGAGAAGAGGACUUGUCUCUCAAGGGAAGUCUUGUUUUCUUCCUCCAUUUCCUAAACCAGCGCCUCCCUCCUCCCACACCCAGUUAGGGAGGGUGGAGACCAAAAGUAGAGGGUAACACUACUCUAGGACAAAGCAGAAGAAUGGGGACUGCCUGGACCCAGCAGAGAUCCAGAGAGGAAUGGAGUCAUCGAAAGACCGUGAUGGGAUGGGGGCUGCUGAGUGUCCUGCUACUUGGUCUGACUGUGGUCUUUUCUGUGCUCCUGUUCUAUACCUUCUACAGCUGUGGACCCCGCCCUUGUGAGAGACCUGUGUGCCUGGCACUUAUGGCAAAUUAUCUGAUGACUGGCAAUGCCAGUGCCCUGCCCUGCAUAGACUUCUUCAGCUUUGUCUGUGGGAACUUGACAUCUGGAUGGGCCAACGAGUCCAGGAACGUACUUGAGAUUCUGAAAGAGGAGAACGAGCAUCGACUCCAGAGGAUGCUGGAAGCUUCAGUUUCCUGGCCUCCUGACUCUGCAGAGGAGAAGACUGUGAGGUUCUAUAAAGCCUGCAUGGACACAGAUGCCAUUGAGGUUUCAGGGGCAGAGCCUCUUCUACAGGUCAUUGAGGAGCUGGGGGGUUGGCGUAUCUCAGGUAACUGGACACCUCCUGAUUUUAAUCAUACCUUGAAGCUGUUAAUGAGUCAAUAUGGCAGUUUCCCUUUCUUCAAAGCUUACUUGGGGCCUCAGCCAAGUCCUCCACACACUCCUGUCAUCCAGAUCUUCCCUGAUCAACACUCUUUCUUUUUUCUCCCCAGUACCUUAUGGUCUCCUCCAUAUCUAUCCUCUCUUUCCUUUCCUCCCACCCCAUAUACUGCAUUUCUCUCUAGUGUUUCUUGUGUCCAGAUUGAGGAACCAGAGUUUCAGAUGCCAUUUCGACCUGAUCAGAAGAACUACACCCAGAUAUUGAGAGCAUACGUGUCAUACCUGGAACAACUGGGAACCUUGCUAGGGGGAGACCAAAAGGUUGUGUUGGAACAUGCCUAUCUAUCAAUAACCAUAACUUCAAAUCUCCUUAUGGUUGCAAAUCCCCUAGUCCAGGAGAAGACAGAGGAUAAGCUCAUCCAAGAAACUACCAUUGCUCAGCUGCAGGAAAUGGCCCCUUCCAUUGACUGGCUAUCUUGCUUGCAAGCAGUGUUCUCUGUGAUGACCCUCAGCCCCUCUCAGCCCAUCAUAGUUCAUGACUUGGACUACAUUAAAGGCAUGUCCCAGGUGAUAGAACAGAAAGCAAAUUACAGAGAUUACCUUCAGAGCCACAUGAUCCUAGGACUGGUUUCAACACUCAUUCCUGCUUUAGACAGUCAUUUCCAGAAUGCACAGAGAAAUCUGAGCCAGAAACUUCAGGAAUUGGCAGGAUGGUCUCCCAUUUCACUCAGCAUCCCUCGAUGGAAGAAAUGCAUUAAGGAGACAGAGACCUUCUUCAAGCCCACAUUGGGAGCAAUGUUUGUUCAGGAAACCUUCAGCCGUGACAGCCAAGAUGUUGCAACUCAACUUUUCUCUGAGAUCCAAAAUGCCAUGAGCAGACACUUGAAGAGACUUCACUGGAUGGAUGAAGGAAGCCAGAGAGAGGUGCAAAUCAAGUUAUCCCAGUUGAAGGUAGAGAUGGGGGCUCCAGAGGAGAUAUUAAAACCUGAUCCAACCAAACAAGACUAUCAGGAUAUAAAUUUUGGCUCCAGUUAUCUUCAGACAGUCCUGAGUUGUUCCAGAUCUCUCCAUGAGAGGACCAUGAGAGGCUUUCUGGGGCCUCCCUACAGGCACAGAUGGAAAGUAUUCCCUUGGGAUGUCAAAGCCUAUUAUUCCAUGCCAGAUAACGUGGCUGUUUUCCCCGCUGGACUUUUACAGCCUCCAUUCUUCCACCCUAGUUACCCAAGCUCUGUGAACUUUGGAGCUGCUGGCAGUGUGAUGGCCCGGGAAUUAAUGCAUAUCUUCAACCAGUAUUUGGUCCCAGAGGGCUGCCCAGCUUGUGAUAUCCCCACCUUGAAUGGGGAGUUGCUCUGCUUACAGAAACACUAUGAGUCCAUCUCACUGCCAACAGGGAAUAUAUUCAAUAGCUCCCACACCCUAUUGGAGAAUGCUGCUGAUAUAGGCGCACUGGUAAUUGCAAUGCAGGCAUAUAAGAAGUGGCUACAGAAGCAUAAAGGGGAGACCAUCCUGCCCAGCUUAGGCCUUAGCCCCUAUCAGCUUUUCUACCAAAGCUAUGCCAAGGUCAUGUGUGGCAGUCCUGCCUCUAAGGAUGCUCAAGACCUCCAUAGCCCUCCUAUCGUUCGUAUCCAUGGGCCCCUCAGCAACAUCCCGACAUUUGCUAGACACUUUCACUGCCCAAGAGGUACCCCUAUGAACCCUAGUAACCGCUGCCAACUCUGGUUAUCUGCCUGAAUGUACUGCCUAACUAUGAAAUCAAGCACUUAAUUAUGAGAAGCAAGGUAUCCACUACCUUCCAAUUCUAGAAAUAAAGAUUCUGUCUCUUC
This is a messenger RNA of Monodelphis domestica (gray short-tailed opossum), 2918 nucleotides long. The record is from RefSeq and is a predicted model, not a curated record. NCBI's taxonomy places the organism in Eukaryota, Metazoa, Chordata, Mammalia, Didelphimorphia, Didelphidae.